AUGACUCUUCCACACAAGCACCACGACGAGAUCGCAGACGUUGGCUUCACCAUCGUCAGAGGCUUCCUCACGCCAGAAGAAGUCGAAACCUACAAGAAAGCUGCUCUAGAAGUCGUUGAUUACGCCAGAGCUGGCAAGUGGCCCGAUGUGCGUACUCGAGGCAAACAAUUCCCACCGUGGCCUAAGAACUUCAGUCCCGACAUUUGGGGCGUUCUGGGCCUUUUGCACCCAAACUUGGGACAUAUGCUGAAGCCCUUCCAGAAAUUAUACUCGGAUGAGCGUCUUUUGAACAUUGCCCUGGACAUCUUGCAGACUCCGACCGACAACUUGAGCAUGGAGUUGUUCAACAUGUUGAUCAACCCACUCACGGAUUUCGGGCUCGACUGGCACCGUGACUACAUCAAGCCCGAGACGCUGCCUGAACAGGAGGCAAAGGAGUUGCUCGAGGCGCCUUAUGCGGGCACACAGUUUAAUUUGGCGCUCACAGACGAUCUGUGCCUCAUUGUUGUUCCUGGGUCCCACAAAAGAGUGAGAACUGAAGAGGAGAGAGAGAAGACGACUAACGACGACAGGAAGGAGUUCAUUACAGGCCAAAUCUCAGUGGACCUUAAACCUGGAGACAUUGUCUUCUACAAUAGCAACAUAUUGCACAGAGCAAGUUAUCUGGCGAAGAAUCUUCGCUUGACAUUACAUGGUUCCUAUGGCCACUGUGAUGAGGGCCACUUCCGGGCGAAGGGCGUGCUUCAGCACGGUGUUGCAACCUGGUUGCCCCGCUUUGAGCCCGAAAACAGCAACAUGGCCAUGUUGAAGGACAAGUUGGCCAAUUUGGCCGAAAAGUUCAAGGGAGCCAAUCUUGGCUACGCCCUCGACGGGUGA
Molecule: messenger RNA, 876 nt
Organism: Candidozyma auris
Lineage: Eukaryota; Fungi; Ascomycota; Pichiomycetes; Serinales; Metschnikowiaceae
Exons: 1
Coding region: 1-876 (291 amino acids)
Source: RefSeq, a predicted model, not a curated record